AUGGUUGCCCCUGAGACGCCCCCGCCGGAACACACGCUCCGGGCCCUACCUGGAGGAGGGGACGGGGCGAGCGUGCACCUGCCGCUCACCUGUCACACACCUGGGUGCGGGUCUGGCCGCGGGAAGAAGCGGGCGUACCGCGAGCAGGUCCAGCGGGAGCGGCUGCCGGAUUUCCUCUCCGGCCCGGAGCGCCAGGCCCUCCGCGCCGCCUGGGUCCCCUACGAGGACGCCGUCGUUGCCCCCGCGCGGGGCAAGGCCAAGGCCCCCGCGAAGGGCCCCGCCGAGCCGGACGAGUCCCUGGCCUACUGGCCGGACCGCUCGGACACCGAGGUGCCGCCUCUGGACCUGGGCUGGACCGACACCGGCUUCUACCGCGGCGUGAGCCGCGUCACCCUUUUCACGCACCCUCCCAAGGAAGAGAAGGCCCCGCACCUGAAGCAGGUGGUCAGGCAGAUGAUCCAACAGGCCCAGAAGGUCAUUGCUGUGGUCAUGGACCUCUUCACCGAUAGCGACAUUUUCCAAGACAUUGUAGAUGCUGCCUUUAGGCGUCGGGUGCCUGUGUACAUCAUCCUGGAUGAGGCCGGUGUGAAGUACUUCCUGGAGAUGUGUCAGGGCCUGGGGCUCUCUGACUUCCGUAUCCGGAACAUCCGCGUCCGCUCGGUGACGGGGGUCGGCUUCUACAUGCCCAUGGGGAAGAUCAAGGGGACCCUGUCAUCGAGGUUCCUCAUGGUGGAUGGGGACAAAGUAGCCACUGGAUCUUAUAGGUUCACCUGGAGUUCCUCCUACGUGGACAGGAACCUUCUUCUCCUGCUGACUGGGCAGAACGUGGAGCCCUUUGAUGUGGAGUUCCGGGAGCUAUACGCCAUCUCCGAGGAGGUGAACUUGUACCGGCAGCUGGGCCUGGCAGGAGGCGCAGGCCGACUUGGCCUUAACUACUCCUCCACCGUGGCCCGCAAGCUUAUCAACCCCAAGUACGCCCUGGUGGCAGGCAGCCGCCCCCCUCCGGGGGAGAUGAUGCGCUGGGCGAACCGGCAACAGCAGGAGACUGGUGGCAACCCGGUGGGGCAAGAGGAGGGCAACGGCGGUGGCGAGGCAGCCCGGCGCCUGGAGAGCUUCCUGAAUGACCUGGUCACGGUGGAGCAGGUGUUGCCCACCGUGGAGCCCAUUCCUUUGAGGGAGCUGAGCCAGAAGGAUGCCAAGAUGGGCUCUCACCUGCACUCAGACCGGAGGCCAAAAUCCCGAGAGAUUCUUACCCAGAACAGCAAGGGGGAAGCAGCCAACGGGGAGGCCACCCCGGCCAAGGAGGGCAAGCGCUUCGGCAGCAAGUUCCUCAGCCGACGGGCCAAGAGGCCAGCAGUGCCCCACAGCAUGGCCAGCUCCCUCUCCACAGACACCUUUACGGAUGCCGAGCUUCUGGUAGGGAAGAGGCCCGCGGGGGAUUCCAGAGCCGACGUCUCAGGUAAAACAAGUCCGGGUUCCGCUAAGCCCAGCAACUGCGUGGUUUCCUGAGCGUGGGCCUGCAGGGGCCCACCUGUCCUGCCCUGCCCAGAGAGCACCUGUUUGCACAUCAGACCCCCACCCGCGGGCCUCCAUCCUUCAGCCUCUAUCCUGACCUCAGGGCGGAAUCCCAGAUGGGAGGAUUCCCAGCGCUUCAAG
Dipodomys ordii (Ord's kangaroo rat) is the source of this 1656-nucleotide messenger RNA. It is a transcript of the gene Sack1f, whose product is annotated as family with sequence similarity 83, member F. The record is from RefSeq and is a predicted model, not a curated record. The transcript has 6 exons. Bases 1 to 1509 code for a protein of 502 amino acids. NCBI's taxonomy places the organism in Eukaryota, Metazoa, Chordata, Mammalia, Rodentia, Heteromyidae.